Messenger RNA from Oryzias latipes (Japanese medaka), 1913 nucleotides. RefSeq names its product TSR2 ribosome maturation factor (gene tsr2). NCBI's taxonomy places the organism in Eukaryota, Metazoa, Chordata, Actinopteri, Beloniformes, Adrianichthyidae. The record is from RefSeq and is a predicted model, not a curated record.
UGUUUAUGAUGACGUCUCGUCGCAUUCGAAGUGACGUCAGACUAUUAUGGCGGCCUCGGUGGCUUCACGUGAGCUUUUCACAGACGCGGUUCGGGCGGUUCUUCACAGCUGGCCGGUACUACAGAUUGCGGUGGAGAACGGGUUCGGGGGCGCGUUCGGCCCACAGAAGGCGGACUGGAUGGUGGACGUGGUGCAGCAGUAUUUCCAUGACAACGCUGACCUGCAGCAGUAUGAGGUGGAGGACUACCUGGCUGUGCUCCUUGAUCAAGAGUUUGAUACUGUCGUGGAUGACGGGAGCUUGCCUCAGGUAUCACUCAGCCUGCUGCAGAUGUACGCUCACUGGCAGCAGGGGGCGCUGGAGUUACUGAAAAACUCCAUCCAGUCUCUGAGCCUGAAGAAGACACAGCGGGCUAAGGUACAGGCUCCUCCCACAUCGUCAGACGAGGACAGUGGCACUGAAACACAGGAAAUGGAGUUUGGGGAGUCCCAGCAAUCCGACAGAUAUCCUCCUCCUCCUCCUCCUCCUCAAGAGGAAGAUGGUUGGACCGUGGUCAGGAGGAAGAAAUGAUGAGGAUAAACAGCAGCCAGCCCACUGACUGUGCCCUCGAGGAUUUGCUCUGUCAGAUGAGCCCUUCAGAGACUGCCGUUCAGAAAGAACAACCCUUCAGGAAGCAACCAAUCGGAAGAGCUCUUCAGAAAACGUCCUGCAGGAGGCGCCUUUGAGAAAGCAGUUGAUGGUUGGAUUUCUUUCACUCCAGACUUUUCCUGGUGGAUAAUUUGUUCCAUCUAAUCACAGGACAAACCUUCAAAAGAAGUCACAUUUAAAAAAAAAAAUGUUUUUUAACACAGGUCCAUUACAGGCUACAGUACAACACGAGAGCAGAGCAUGGGGGCUUCAAUUCGAAUAAAGCCGCAGGAGCAGAAAGCCUUAAAUGAAAAAAUAUUUAUUUUGAAACGGGUGUUUCAAUAAAUCAAAUUACACAAUUAAAAAUGAGCAAAAGUGUUUUGUUUUUAAUAUAUUUAAACUAAAUCUGAUCACAAAAUGUACAUAGUUUCAAUAAAGCUUGUUUCCAAGAUGUAAAAUCCUUCAAGAUCAUAAGACAAAGAAAAACCUUCAAAGAUUAAAAAAAUGGCUAAACAGAUUUUUCUGGACUCCUCGAGCCUACAUAUUGAACUUAAGAAUAUUUAGGUUUGGAAAUAAUUGCAGAAAUGUGAUUACGUGAGGAGAAAUGAGGGCUUUGACACGCAGAAAAACAAAUUCCAAGUCCAAUAAAUCCAGAAACAAAGACUCAGAAACGGAAAACUGAACAUAAAAAUCACUGAUCCAGUUUUUUACGGUGAAGACCUUUGUUAAACAUUCCAGCUGUUCUGGAAAAGGAAUCAACAUUUCUGCAAACCAAAAGAAACUUUAAGACAUUUAUUCCCCCUUAGAGGUCACAGGGUUGCUGGAGCCUGUCCCAGGUUUGGAUUGAGGGUGGGGUACUCCCUGAAGAGGUUGUCAGUCUUAUGCAGGUUGGAGGAAGACUGUUUUAUGCUUUCCUGAGGGACGUGAACGCAGCAUGGUGCUAGUGCUGCCAGACCUUGAGGGGCGGUGUUCUGUUUAAUCUAAUCUGUUCACACAGAUUUUCACAUUCUUUUGGUAAAAACAGUUUUAUUCAAUCCUUUUGAAGUAUUGCUUUUGCAUUUGUUAAUGUUUUUAUUUUUACCAAGCAGUUACAAUAAUCAUAAACUCCUCCCUCUUCUUCCAAAUCUUCAGAUUAGAGAAAGGCUUGAGUGGUGGUCACGGCCGUCCAUCACGGAGACUGUUUGAUCUGGAGGUCAGGGGAUGAAGUCUGUAACUAAUAAGGCUGUACUCUGCCAUUACUUUUUCUACUUAAACGUCUUUUUUAAAUAAAUGACCAUUACAAAUUGCA